CAGGCGCAGACGCUGCUGCCGCCUGUCGGGAUGUUCCGCCGCCCUGCGCGCAGGUUCCGCGGGCGCCGCCGGGGCCCGUCCAGCGGCAGCAGCGAGGGCGAGCAGACAGACCCCGGCUCCGAGCGGGAAGCCGAGCCCGAGGAGAGCGAGGAGGAGCCGCCCCGUGCCGGGACAGGGCUGGGCCGGGGGGGGACGGCGCUGCUGAGCUUCGGCGGCGAGGAGGAGCGGGAAGGUGAAGAGUUUUUUAAGAUUAAAAAGCCAUCCGUCAAUGAAGUAACCUUUAGAAUUCAGAAGAAGGAAAGCCCACUGCCUGCUCAGACAGAAACUGAAGAAAGCAAAAAUGUUUGUCAGUCAGAGCCUAAAACUGUCGACACCAAAGGAACUUAUGAAGAAGAGGAGGAUGAAAAUUAUUCCUCACAAAGUGAACACUAUGACAGCUCAGACUCUGAAAAUGGAUCUAGUUCUCCACAGAGAAGGAAGGAUUUAUUACCAGAUGGCAUCCCCAGUGCGGCUUGUAUUGAUGCUGCUCGGAGGAGACGUCACCUAGCCAGCACACGGGCUGAUUACCUUCCACUGGAUGUUUCAAAGAGUCAUCAGGCAUCUUGGAGAAGAGAAAGCAGUGAUUUAGAGAGUGAAGAUGAGGCUGAAAGGAAGAAUCUCGAUUUUGUUCCUAAGAUGAGAACUCCUAGGCAGAGAAUGACUGAACACAUGGUGUCUGCGAGUGGUGACUCAAGUGAAGAUGAAGCACAAAUGAGAUGGGAAGAACAGCAAAUAAAGAAAGCUGUUAAGCUCUCUGAGGAAGUUUAUGGUGAUGCUGCCCUGUAUAAAUCUCGAUCAGCUAAACCGAAGAUUGAUCCUUCUGUUUCUCUACCGCCUGUGAACUUGGAAAUUGUGAAGAAGCGACUGACUGAAAGGAUAGCAUCGUUACAGGAUGUGCACCGUGCCCACCAGAGGGAGUAUGAAAAAUAUCUGGAGGACAUUGAAAGUUCAAAGAUGACAGUCCAGGAGUUGGAGAACUCUUCGGAUGCAGCUCUGAAUUACAAAUUUUACAGGGCCAUGAAAACAUAUGCAGAAAACUUGAUAAACUGUUUGAAUGAAAAGCUGAAAUAUAUUAAUGAAGUAGAAUUGGCUGUACAUGCACUUCUUCAGCAACGAGCCAUGAGGGUGUUGGAACGAAGGCAGGAUGAGCUGAAAAAUGAAUCUGAUUAUAUUCAGCGUCUGACAAGUGGGAAUGACAAACCAACUAAUGGCAGACUGGAAGGAGAUGAGAAGACGAAGCUUUUGGAAAUGUGUGAACAUCGAAGGACUUGCAGGCGGCAAGCGAGAGAGCACUCGGGAGAUGCUGAACACCAUGAAGGCAUGUCGAGUGAUGAUGAGCUGACUCCAGAAGAGGUGACCGAGUUCCAGAAGACCAAAGAUAACGUUUUAGAGGAUAGUAGGAAAAUCUUUGAAGAUGUACAUGCAGAUUUUUGUGACAUCAGAAAAAUCCUGUUGAAAUUCCAGGAAUGGAAAGAGAAGUUUCCUGACUCUUACUGCGAUGCUUAUAUCAGUUUCUGCCUCCCUAAGCUAUUAAAUCCAUUGAUCAGAGUCCAGUUAAUAAAUUGGAACCCUCUGGAGCAGGAUUUUACAGAGUUGGAAGAGAUGCCCUGGUUCAGAGCUAUAGAAGAAUUCAGCGAUGCCAGAAACAUAUCUGCAUCAAAAAGGGACGAUGAUCCUGAUGGAGUAGUUUUGCCUAAAGUCAUGGACAAAACUAUUCUUCCAAAAAUUACAGCAUUUGUAAAGAGCAUGUGGGAUCCUUUAUCUACUUCACAGACCAAGAAUCUUGUUCAGCUUUGCAAUAACCUCUUGGAAAAACAAGUCCUUUCCAAAAAUGAAUGCAGUCGAGCAAAAGAGGAUUUGAUAAACAUGGUUGUCCAAAGAAUGAAGAAAUCUAUAGAGGAAGAUGUCUUUAUUCCUCUGUAUCCUAAGAGCACAGUGGAAGACAAAUCAUCGCUGUGUUCAAAAUUUCAAGAAAGGCGGUUUUGGUCGGCUGUUAAGCUGCUCUCCAAUGUUCUGCUAUGGGAUGGAAUUGUACAAGAAGAUACAAUCCGUGAUUUGGGACUGAGCAAGUUGCUGAAUCGUUACCUUCUUUUGAACCUCAUAAACACACCACCAGGGCCGGAUAAUGUAGAAAAGUGUCGUAAGGUGGUUGCGUGCUUCCCAGAAGGAUGGUUCCAAGAGCUUAGAAGUGGAUCAACUCUCCCUGAGUUACUGAACUUCUGCCAGCACUUGCUGCAGUGUGCACGUGCGCUGCACAAGAAUAACCACAGUAAUGAAACAAAAGAAGUUCUUCUCCUGCUGGUGAAAAUCAAAGCUCUGGGUGUUGUCGAAGACUUCAUUGAAGAGCACAAACUUGAACACCUUAAACCGGUAAUCGGGAAAUAGAAAGUUUGGAACCAACAUUUGAAUUAUUGAAAUGAGCCAGAUGUUCACACUAGAACAGUUCAAAUAUGCGAUUUAAUGAGUGGAUCCUGCCUGCUCAAAGGUGGUGUGGGAACCAUUAUCGUCUUGGUAAAUACUUGAGUUUUUUAUUCCAGAUAUUUUCUACUGCCAUCUUAGGUUAAGAAGUCUUUUAGAAGUUGAGUUGUAAGCGUAAAGCGAUAGUUUGGGUGUUCUAAAAUGGAUGGCGGUGCUUUGUUGCUUUAGUUUCCUGGAAAGACAGAAGGUGCCUGUCAAGUUUGUCUCUGCUGGCGACUGGGCAUCUUUCCAAGCUGUUUUCAGUAUUAACAGCUAAACCUCACUGACUGGGGAGUCAUUGAGCUCUUCUGACUUGUGGUGCGCAGUGAUUUUUUGGAAGGGUUAUUAUUAAGCCGUCCCACGUGAGAAAGAAUUCAUGUUUAGGGGUUUGGGCCUUGAUAUGGAAAUGAGAAGUAGGUGGGCAGGUGAGGAGCAGGAUGGAUGUUUACUGAUGGUAAACCUGAGUGAGGUGAGGUGAGAGCUGCGCAGGAGGAUGUCUGGGGAGGAGCAAACACAGAGUGAUGACUGAUGCGCGUGAGAGUUUUGUACUUGUGCUACAGAACUCGUGUGCCCAGAGCUGGGUUGUGGCACAGCGUGCUUUACUGAGCUUUUGCUAACGGACAUCUUGAGGAUGAGAAGCACAAAGACAACUUCAGCCACUUUCUGGUAACUGAAACUCUAGGAAAUUCUUCCUUUUGCUCCCGGUAAGAUGUACUGACCGUUACCUCAUCGUACACCUCUUAGAUUUCUAAUGUUUUCUAUGUAUAUUUGCAAUAAGCAUUGUUAUAGGCUAGCCAGGUUGCUUUAUUGCAGAAACAGCAGUGCACCACGGACUGUCUGUGUACACUAGACUGCGUUUCUCCCAGUCCUUCUGGGAUUACAAUUUUAACUGUUGCAGACUUAAUCUGUGUCAUCUCGUUUAUAUUUUUUUGAGUUAAAAAUAUAUUUUUGUAAAAUAUUUUAAUUGUAAAUAGUUUUGAUCAGUGUCACAGACAAAAGAUGAGUUUGAAAAUAAUCUUUAUUUUGAAAAUAAAGUUUUUUGCUUUGUUAAUGACUCCUACACUUCAGUUGUUUAACAUGUGCCAAGUAUGUUAAUAGAAAUGUGAAAAAACCUUGGAUGCCUUUAGUCUUCAUUUUACAUUCAGGAAAUGCUACUGUCUAAAUCAUGAAAUGGGUUGGGUUGGAAGGGACCUCAAAGCCUAUCCAGCUCCACCCCCUGCCAUGGGCAGGGACACCUCCCACUGGCCCAGGCUGCUCCAAGUCUCAUCCAACCUGGCCUGGAACGCCUCCAGGGAUGGGGCAGCCACAGCUUCCCUGGGCAACCUGGGCCAGGGCCUCACCACCCUCAGCGUGAAGAAUUUCUUCACCCUUCCACUUUAAAGCCAUUCCCUCUCCUCGUAUCACUCCAAGUCCCUCUCCAGCUUUCUUGCAGCCCCUUCAGGUACUGGAAGCUGCUCUAAUGUCUCCUCAGAGCCUUCUCUUCUCCAGGCUGACCAACCGCUCUUGGGGGGCGGUGCUCCAGCCCUCUGAUCAUCUCCAUGGCCUCCUCUGGCCCUACUCAAACAGUUCCAUAUCCUUCUUAUAAUGGUGAGAGUCUCUUGCGUUUCCUCCUAGAACGCCAGCAGAUGUGGAAUAGCUCCUCAGCAAUCACCACAAGCUCAUGACUUCAUUGCUUUUCUCUUGUUCUCCUCUGUCUCCUCCCAGCUGAAGGUCUCCACUGGAGCCCCCAGCCUUGUGCCAUUAUAAACAUACAAUAAAUGUUCUAUUACGCGUGAGCUCUGUUGAUCUUUCUUUCUGGAAGAAAGAUUACUUGUAAGCACAGCAAGGCCAGCAACACUUGAGCCUCUGGAAUACUGUCAGGCUGGGCACUGUUAACUGUUCCUUGGGAAGCUGUUUCAGUGCUCCACCACCUGCAUGGAAGAGCCUGGGGAGCUGAGUUCAGAGCAUUUACGUUCGCUGCUCUCUUAGAAACAUAGUUUUUAAUAGGAAAACUAAACAGCACUUCCUUGGAGUGUGUAGUUGGCUCAGACACAUCUACUUCCCUGCUGUAGCUCACUUCUGAGGUUAAUGUGUCAAGCAGUUCUGUACUGGUCACUCCCCAGCUGGGUAGAGAGAAGAAAGACAAGUAGUUGGAACAAAACUCACUUGAGGGGGUGAAAUGACAGCACAACAAACUUUAAG
Molecule: messenger RNA, 4677 nt
Organism: Cuculus canorus (common cuckoo)
Lineage: Eukaryota; Metazoa; Chordata; Aves; Cuculiformes; Cuculidae
Gene: GCFC2
Product: GC-rich sequence DNA-binding factor 2
Exons: 18
Coding region: 31-2424 (797 amino acids)
Biological process (GO): mRNA splicing, via spliceosome
Cellular component (GO): nucleus
Molecular function (GO): DNA binding
Source: RefSeq, a predicted model, not a curated record